CUUCCCUGGUCAUCAGUUUCAGGGGAGGUUCAAAAGCCGUGCCCUGAAGCAAGGAAGUCUGAGUUAUUGAAAAGAAAUUGGAGAGUAAGGAAUUGUCAUCCAUCACUAUGAACAACAACAUCCUGUGAGUUAGUGUCAAACUUUCUUCCGAACUCUGCUGAGGAAGGCUGGUGUCCUUGGGCAAGCAUGGCCUUCCGUGGCUGGAGGUGGCUCCUCCUCCUGGGCAGGCAGAACACCCUUGCCAAGGUGUGGAGAAGCAGGAGGGGAGGCCCCUCUGUGUGCUGGCAGCGCUGCUGCCACUGGAGCUCGGGCAAGGCUCUGGCCCCCGAGGUGAGAGCGUUUCUGGAGGAGAACACCGAGGUCACCAACAGUGGGCACCUCACCCCAGAGAUCCGGCUGCGCCUGCUCACGCCCCGCUGCAGGUUCUGGAGAGAGAAACCUGACCUGUGGCCUUAUGGGGACCCAUUCUGGGCAAUUUACUGGCCAGGAGGCCAAGCCCUCUCCAGGUAUAUUUUAGAUAAUCCACGUGUGGUUAAAGGGCGAUCGGUUCUGGAUCUUGGAAGUGGAUGUGGAGCAACAGCCAUAGCUGCUGUGAUGAGUGGUGCAUCCCAAGUCCUUGCCAAUGAUAUUGACCCCAUUGCAGGAAUGGCAAUGAUCUUGAACUGUGAACUGAACCACUUGGAUCCCUUCCCCAUCACCAUUAAGAACAUCAUUAAUUCAGAGGCUGGCAACUGGGACCUCAUAGUUCUAGGAGAUAUGUUUUAUGAUGAACAACUUGCUGAUGGUCUGCAUCACUGGCUGCAGAAGUGCAUCAGGAUUCACCAGACUGAAGUGCUGAUUGGUGACCCUGGCAGACAUCAGUUUUUAAGCCACAGCAUUCACAGCCAGCUGCACAAAGUUAUAGAAUAUUCACUGCCUGAGUCUACAAGACAAGAAAACUAUGGGCUAACAUCAAGUAUUGUCUGGAGUUAUCAGCCCUCAAACAGCUUAGAUGAUUCUUGAAGCUGCCUUCCUAUGGGAUUUUGUCUCACUUGAUUGGCAUUUUGCAGGUAUAUAACAUGAAAAUGGGAAUUGAACAGUAAAGCAGCUUACUGUACCUCCACUGGACUGAUUUCAAUCAUACUCACAGAGGCUUUUGCUCAAUUUGAUGUAAAAGCUACAUGCAAACUGUAUUCAAAGGGGCCUGCACUGAAGUGCAGAUCUACAGACAACUUACACGUAGGAGUUUGCAUGCUUGAUGCUUCCCAUGGGUAUUUGUGUCCUGCUGACAUUACUGUGAAAUGUUUUGGAUGUCCAACAUACUGCUGUGGGGAGAGGGUUGUGGCUGAAGGACUACUGCAUUGCUUCUACAGGCUUCUGUAGCUUAUUUAUAGAAAAUUUCUAAAUAUAGAAAAUUAUUGCUGUCCUCCAUAAAAUUCUCCACUAGAUUUUUAGCUCAUAAUAUGCUCAACUUGAAGUGCCUUGCUUUUUUUCUGGGUAUCUCUUCUGAAUGUCAAAGUAACUAAUUUAAAUCUCCCCCUUUCCCUCUAUAAUAAAAAUUUCCUCUUCCUUGAAACAGACAGAGUGAUUAUGUAGGAGUUGCACCCAAAUUUAAACUCUGCUUCUUGACUGCCAGCCAGUGUAAAAGCUGUAAUAAAUGGAAAGUGAAUAAAUAGUACCAGCUAUGGGGUACCUUUGUUCCCUUGAGAGUAGGGUCAAAUGAUCUACACUCCCUACAUUACCCUUUGCAAGGGUAAACCAGGUAAUCUGUCACCUUAGGAAGCUGCUGGGGGAUGAAGAGGUCUUUACUUCUGUGACAAACAGAGGGCAAUGAAAUAAAAACAGGGAAUGCAAGUCUGAUAUAAUUAUUUUGCUCUUCUCCUGAGGAGAUGCUGGACAAACUCCAGAAUCAUUCUCAGUUUUAUCUGCCAACUAAGAACCAGUUUCAUCUGCCAAACAUGGUACAAAAAAAACCUGUUCCUCAGGUAAGAUGCUGUAACUGUCGCCAUCUGAAGAAGAAACCAAUCUUUUCAGAGCAGUCUUAGAGGAAGUGUCAACUUAAGCAGUCAGUCAUUGAACAAGCAGUGAUGGGCAGCUAUAACUGCACCACAGCCCAUAGUGGUGCCAGGUGCUGUAGUGAAAGCUUACAAAUGUGCAAUAGUGUGUGGUACUCACUCAGAAAACCAUGGCAUUCAUGAAGUAGGAGGUUUAGGAGCUUAGUCAGACAUACAUGGUUCUAUAAUCCAGCAAGUUUUCAGAACUAUCCAAACAGCCAACUUCUAAACUUUAAUCUUCAUAACAAUAUGUGAAUGUUCUGCAAGGCUCACAACAAGAACAAUGUCCAAACAAUAGAGAAUAUGAAGUGGCAAGCACAGCCAUGAGGUUCUUCUCCCACUUCACCCAGUACUUGUAAACAUUUGUUGGAAAUUACUGUGAACCAAAACCACAUUCCAGCAGUGUUAUGCAAAUACUAAAAACAUAAGCUCUAAUGGUGAAAGAUUUAAAGUAACUUUAAAAAUAAACCUAAAAUUACAGUGUUACCUCGUUGCAGUGUUGAACAGCUUUUUAAGCACCAGGUGAGGAUGUACCACUAAGUUACACAUUGAGAAGAGGCUGUAGGGGGAAGAUGGUAAAUCUACAGGAACACUUAAGGACACAGUAUAAGCUGCACUUGCCUUCAACAUGAUAAAUCCAAGGUUAUUUUAGUACAGAGAAAAAGGACAACUUUGCCACUGAGGUUAGCAGUAGCAUUGUUUCACAGAGCUGCCUAAACAGUUGUAUGAUUCAAUAUCAAAAAUAGUGCAACACAUUUAUUGUCCAAGAGUUCAAAGGAAUGAUGGGUCCUGAUUGAUCCCAGGGAUACCACAGGGCAUAAUAAACUACUCCUCAGGGAAAAAAAAAAAAAAGGGAAAUAAAACCUGGUAGAUUAGGUUAUUAGGCCUCUAUCAGGUGCAAGGAUUUGCUGCAGUAACAGCUGCCAGAUGCUUGUGGCUACUGUGGCAAAAUCAACUCCUUGAACCAAUGGUUUAUACUGGUGCAGUUACAUCCACAGAGAUCACAGGAAAAUAUUCAUCACUGGCUGAGCCAUGCAACAAGACUAAGGGAUUUAGGUGCUGGUCUUGGAAAAAUAUGCUUUUACUGACACCUGUACAACCUUUCUAAAUACUCUUGCACUUUCAUAAACCAUAUAAUCAACAGAAGAACAAAGGUUAUUGUCAGACAUCAUAAUAUCAUUUAAUAUUGGCAACAAAAAUUACCUUCCAUGCAAUUAGGCCUGAACUUUAAAUACAUUAAUAUAAGACUGGUUUAUUUCUGCAACACUUAGGUAUGGCUAUGACAAGAGUUAAAUGCUAAAGUAAAUAUAUUCCUUAUGGUUGCCUAAACUCUUUAGGUUUCCAGAUGUCAUCAAAUCCAUGUUAGACCACUGUAGCUAAACCCUUCUACUUCCAGAUCCAGAGGAUGAACCCAGUGUGCUCCAUGCCCUUAUAAAGCUGAAAUGGCUGGCAUUAAGGAGCUUCAUACAGAAACCCUAGAACUCUGACUAGAGGUUAUGCUGGUUCAAGAAAGCCAAGGAACAUGACUUACAAUUGUGAUGAGAGCACUGCUCCAUCAUGUAAUAAACUCUACAGUUCAAAAAUUAUUUUUUUAAUAUUACUAUAAUUGAACAAUAAAUUUAUUUAUAUUUUCAGCUUCUGGGGGCUGCUGAAUAUGUAAUGAACUGCAUGCAGCAGAACACACUCUACCAUCCUGAGAUUUAUGUGCUCAGACACUACAUUUGGUCCUAUUUCACUCACAGAUAUGCUUGUAAGUACCAGUGUUUUGUUCCCUAAAAGGAUUUUCAUGUAGAAACAGGCAAAAGCCAGGUCAAAUUAAAUAUUUGCCCAUGUAUAAAAUCCUGUUUCUUGGUCACAGCUACUACUCUGAAAUUUGUAAAGUCACCAUAACAACUCCAAAGCAAGUUUAUGUUCACACAUUCACAGGCUGUACUUCAGGAUGUGUAAAAAUCCAGCAAGUAUUUGAUGGUAAGUAAGAACAGAAACCUGCAGCAUCAGUAACAUCACAAUAAAGGUACCUAUGUUUUUUACUCCAGACCUAGCAAACAUACACGGUGAAAGGAGAUUCUUUGUUAUUACUGCAAGUACAUUUGUCUCACUGUUAAUGCCACCUCCAUUCACCAGUUCUGGCUGCUGCUUUUUUUUACAUUCAACUCCCAACUUCACAGACACUGCUGUGUGUCAAUGUUAGAUUUGAACUGGGUACUUUUAAGUACCAUCCCAAAAUGCAAACUCAGAACACACACUUACCUAAACUGGGUUUGUGGCUAAAUUGCUAAUGGAUGCUAAGUAGCAGCCAAAUCCAGCACUUCAGGAAGCCUGAGCAACAGCCCUGUAAUAUUAAUUAUAGUUUAACUUUCCUCUUAAUGGUCAAUGCAAAUACAGGGCCCCAAGGAAAGUCAAUGAGGAAGCCCAGGCUCAUGGGCAAGGA
Molecule: messenger RNA, 4464 nt
Organism: Zonotrichia albicollis (white-throated sparrow)
Lineage: Eukaryota; Metazoa; Chordata; Aves; Passeriformes; Passerellidae
Gene: ETFBKMT
Product: electron transfer flavoprotein subunit beta lysine methyltransferase
Biological process (GO): peptidyl-lysine trimethylation
Cellular component (GO): mitochondrial matrix
Molecular function (GO): protein-lysine N-methyltransferase activity
Source: RefSeq, a predicted model, not a curated record